Angiostrongylus costaricensis is the source of this 573-nucleotide messenger RNA. The record is from the annotation of a GenBank genome assembly. NCBI's taxonomy places the organism in Eukaryota, Metazoa, Nematoda, Chromadorea, Rhabditida, Metastrongylidae.
AUGAACAUUAUGAAGCGAUUCUGCUGCUGUAGUGGUGACGAGGACUACGGCACGCCAUACGAACGUUUCUAUGACGAGUCACGUGUCACGCCGGUUCGAAGGGAAGAUCCCCGAAUAAACGGUGGCGUUGAAUCUAUCUAUAUAGUGCCUUUCAGACGUCCCAUAGAAGAGACGGAUAAUGCCGAAAAGCAGAGCGAACGAAAAAAAGUUAAGACAAGAGAGGAACUGGAAGAAGAAGCUCUUAACAGGAUCCUUGAGAACUUUCAGCACAAUAUCAUCGACGUCUCUCAUCUUGACGGGAUGACGUUGAAUACAUCCGAUUACUUGGCACGUACCCAACAGUACGAGGAAGCUAUCCGUGUGCACGAUCACAGUGCGAGUCGUGCUGCUAACACUGGAAAUCGACUAAUAGAAGAUAGUGGGAGUAAAGUCGUCGACUGGUUGUGCAAACCAGGACCAACUCGAGAAACUUACGCAGAAAUUCAGCAGUUAACUGCUGAGGUACACGAGGCAAUUGCUCAAGGAAUGGUAGUGCAACAUAAAACGGAUCUUGUUGUGUACAUGGAUCUUUGA